AUGCUCGCGUUUGGGUGGUGGUUACUGUCGAGUCGUUGCGGCGUCGACGAGGAAGGAAGCCUCGGCUCAUCUUCGUCCCGCGUCUCCGGCUCCUCCGUGUCCACUGUUCGUUUGUCCCACCCUCAGCCACAUUGUGUCAGAUCCAGCCGGCCUCUUGCGCAAAACUGGAAAGAUGACCGGUUGUAACGCAAGUCUAUUCUGGAAGGAUCGGCCGGAGGAGCAAGACAAUGGACCAAUGGGGAAAGGCCAGUUGAGCCCGUACACACUCACCUCGCCUCUACUGGCCCGGGGACUGGUGUGCUGGAGAUUAUCGUCUCGGUUGAAUGCACGCGAGAGGAGCGUCGUCGGAUCGACGUGACUACAAUCACGAUGGCCGGUUGA
Messenger RNA from Protopolystoma xenopodis, 381 nucleotides. The record is from the annotation of a GenBank genome assembly. Lineage: Eukaryota; Metazoa; Platyhelminthes; Monogenea; Polystomatidea; Polystomatidae.